Messenger RNA from Oncorhynchus mykiss (rainbow trout), 861 nucleotides. The record is from RefSeq and is a predicted model, not a curated record. NCBI's taxonomy places the organism in Eukaryota, Metazoa, Chordata, Actinopteri, Salmoniformes, Salmonidae.
UCCUUGUCCUCUGCAACAUGACAUUAGCCCAUAGUUGUCAUAUGAGACAUCUGUGGUUUUCCUGUGAACAAGCUCCACAUCUGCUUUUCUAUUGAAACAUUUAAUCUUUGUCCCAGUCACUGCCACCAUCUUCUGUGAAGUCAGACUAACAGUAUGUAUGUAGCUGUCUAAAAAAUGACAUUGUUCAUCCCUGAUAUGGCUGGUCGGCUGUUUUUGCUCAUCCUCCUUUUCGAUACCUUCCAGUACCUCAAAGCCAAAGAUCCUCCUCAGCCCAGUCUAACAGUGAUUCCUGCAGUCAUCAAAGAGAGAGACUCAGUUCAGCUGAACUGUCAGACUCCUCCAUCUGUCUCUGAGUGUUACUUCAAAAUGGCUGGGCAAGUGGAAUUCACCCUUCCAUCACCCUGUCAACAGACACUCACAGGAACACUACUGGUGAGGUGGACAGGUCAGAGUUCACCAGCUGAGGUCAAAAUACAAUGUCAGUACAGUGCUACAGGUUCACAGUUUAGAUCCAUAUACAGUGAGCCUUCAACAGUCACAAUUCAGGACCUUCCCCAGCUGACAGUGAGUUCUACAGUCAUCAAAGAGACAGAAUCAGUUCAGCUGAGUUGUGAGACUCGUCCAUCUCUCCCUGUGUCUCACUGUUACUUCUACAUAGAGGGGAGGAAGAAUCUUCCAGACUCAUCCUGUACUCAGACACUCACAGGAACAGAGCUGCUCAAGAGGGCAGAUCAAACGUUUCCAGAUGUGGUCAAAGUGAUGUGUUACUAUGCUGUAGGGAGGUCUCACACAUCUCCUUUAAGUGACCCUGUCUCAGUCACUGUUCAGGACCCACCUCCUCCCAGGCUGACAAGGGGAUAG